Hippopotamus amphibius kiboko is the source of this 2351-nucleotide messenger RNA. Its product is annotated as cytochrome P450 2B11-like. Bases 1 to 1476 code for a protein of 491 amino acids. The transcript is spliced from 9 exons. Lineage: Eukaryota; Metazoa; Chordata; Mammalia; Artiodactyla; Hippopotamidae. The record is from RefSeq and is a predicted model, not a curated record. Gene Ontology annotation, molecular function: iron ion binding; oxidoreductase activity, acting on paired donors, with incorporation or reduction of molecular oxygen, reduced flavin or flavoprotein as one donor, and incorporation of one atom of oxygen; heme binding. Gene Ontology annotation, biological process: xenobiotic metabolic process. Gene Ontology annotation, cellular component: intracellular membrane-bounded organelle; cytoplasm.
AUGGAGCUCAGCCUGCUCCUCUUUCUUGCUCUGCUCUCGGGACUCUUGCUUCUCCUGGCCAGAGGCCGCCCAAAGGCCCAUGGCUGCCUCCCACCAGGCCCCCAUCCUCUGCCCUUCCUGGGGAACCUUCUGCAGAUGGACAGAAGAGGCCUGCUCAAAUCCUUCCUGAGGCUCCGAGGGAAAUACGGGGAUGUCUUCACGGUGUACCUGGGGCCACGGCCAGUGGUCAUGUUAUGUGGGACAGAGGCCAUUCGAGAGGCCCUGGUGGACCAGGCUGAAGCCUUCUCUGGCCGGGGGAAAAUCGCUGUUGUUGAAGCAGUCGUCCAGGGAUACGGCGUGAUCUUUUCCAACGGGGAACGUUGGAAGGUUCUUCGGCGAUUUUCUCUGGCCACCAUGAGAGACUUCGGGAUGGGAAAGAGGAGCGUGGAGGAGCGCAUUCAGGAGGAGGCCCAGUGUCUGGUGGAGGAGCUGCGGAAAUCCCAGGGAGCCCUCCAGGACCCCACCUUCUUCUUCCACUCCAUCACUGCCAACAUCAUCUGCUCCAUUGUCUUUGGAAAACGCUUCGCCUACAGGGAUGCCGAGUUCCUGCGGCUGCUGGACAUGUUCUACCAGUCCUUUGCCCUCAUCAGCUCUUUGUCCAGCCAGGUGUUCGAACUCUACUCCAGCUUCUUGAAGUACUUUCCUGGCACACACAGGCAAAUCUACAAAAACAUGCAGGAAGUCAAGGCCUUCAUCAUCCGCAGUGUGGAGAAGCACCGUGAAACCCUGGACCCCAGCGAACCCCGGGACUAUAUCGACACCUACCUACUCCGCAUGGACAAAGAGAAGUCCAACCCCAAGAGCGAGUUCCACGAGCAAAACCUCAUCAUCAGUGUCCUGUCGCUCUUCUUUGCCGGCACCGAGACCACCAGCACCACUCUCCGCUAUGGAUUCCUGCUCAUGCUGAAAUACCCCCACGUCGCAGAGAGAAUCCACAAGGAGAUUGACCAGGUGAUUGGCUCGAAUCGCCCUCCAGCCCUGGAUGACAGAGCCAAAAUGCCGUACACUGACGCAGUCAUCCAUGAGAUUCAGAGAUUUGGGGACCUCAUCCCCAUUGGUGUGCCCCACGUGGUCACUAAAGACACUCACUUCCGGGGGUACAUCCUCCCCAAGGGCACGGAAGUAUAUCCCAUCCUGAGCUCUGCUCUCCAUGACCCGCGUUACUUUGAAAAACCAGAUGCCUUCAACCCGGACCACUUUCUGGAUGCCAAUGGGGCACUGAAGAAAAAUGAAGCUUUCAUGCCCUUCUCCACAGGGAAGCGUAUUUGUCUUGGCGAAGGCAUCGCCCGCACCGAAUUAUUCCUCUUCUUCACCACCAUCCUCCAGAACUUCUCCGUGGCCAGCCCUGUGGCCCCUGAGGACAUUGACCUCACUCCCCGGGAGAGCGGGGUGGGCAAAUUGCCCCCAUCGUACCAGAUCCAGUUCCUGCCCCGUUGAAGAGGAUGAGGGAAGGGGGUGCAAGGAUGCCAGGGUCACGUGAGUCCCCACUUCUGCAGAGAAUGGCACCUUGACUCUCUCCCCGUCUUCCCACCUCUGAGGAUGCUGUGCUGUGAACCAGUGUCCUUCCCGUCCUGGGUUGCCACCUCCAUGGGAAAGUUGCAUCCGCAGUCUCACCUGCUUCUAUCCUUCUGCAGCUCUUCUAAAACUCAAUGACAUCCUUUCUUUCCCCUGUUAAGAGAAUUCCAGAAGUGGUGUAUAUAUAGGGAACGGGCCUAAAAUGGGAAACUUGCCUUUCCAAUAAGGACCUCUCUGCAGUUCUGCCUCUAAGGCCACAGCUCACCCUGAGUGACUUCUCCCUUCCUCAGAACAACCAGAGCCUCCUUUCCUCAACCCCCAGGGCUCCAUGAUCUGUGCGGACAUGAGCUCACUUGAGUCCUCCUUCCAGUAGCCCCAUGUGAUGGGUGCAUUUGAUCAUGUCCAUUUUCAAGUUGAGGAAACAAAGGCCAGGCAAUGGCCAGAGUUGUCCCAGGUCAGCUGGCUAGUGAGUGCAGACGCAAGAUUCACACUCUGUCUCCCUGGCUCUUGAGCUCAAACCUUUCCCACAGCUCCCUUCUGCCCCCAACAUAGAGUGUAACAUUAAGAGGAAGUCCACAUCAUGUGUAACUGAACAGUUUCAAGUGUAUUUAGUUCAUUCCCAAUGCAUGCAGUCACCACCACUAUCUAGUUCCAAACAUUUUCAUCACCCCAGAAGCAAACGCCUUUCCCUUUAGUGGUCAUUCCCCAUUUCCCCUUCCCCUCAGCCCCUGGCAACACCAAAUGCUUGCUGUCUCCAUGGAUUUACCUAUUCUGCAUAUUUCUUAUAAAUGCAUCAU